This is a messenger RNA of Cladophialophora carrionii CBS 160.54, 2316 nucleotides long. RefSeq lists its product as uncharacterized. NCBI's taxonomy places the organism in Eukaryota, Fungi, Ascomycota, Eurotiomycetes, Chaetothyriales, Herpotrichiellaceae. The transcript has a single exon. The coding region runs from base 1 to 2316 and encodes 771 amino acids. The record is from RefSeq and is a predicted model, not a curated record.
AUGGCAGACGCUUUGGACCCGGUCGUUAAUGUCCACGAAGGCGUGUGGACAAAUUACUCGAGAGGCAAAGUAUGGGGUCUUACUUGGACACUCUGUCCGACGCAUGCCGUUAUCAUGACCAACGCGCUGGCUAUUCUUGUUACGGUUUGCGGCGUGCAGCUGUUCAACAUCAUACGAUACACGAUAUACCGGUUCGGUACUUCUACUCGGCCAGAGACCCCACAUUUGCAGAAACAGCAGAACAUAUUGAAGGUUGCCGUCAGCGACAUGGCAACCGCCCAGAGCAUGCUGAGUUUGGCAUGGAAGCACCGGCGAAGCUCAGGCAAGCGCUCUAUACGGGCAUACACAAUCGGCCUCUUCGCCGUUCUCUACACAGUCCUUUUCUGGGUCGCAGGAAUCUUUUCCAACAAAGCAAUCAGUACCAGCUCGACGUCCGGCCCUUGGGAGGUCCUUUCAAGAAGCAAGGGUUGUGGUAUAUGGAACCAGACAUACUAUGACCAGAUUUCCAGCCUAGAUAUUUCCACCGAGGACAACUUUGACAUGCUGGUACAGUUCAAAUCGAAGAAAGGACAGGACGUCCAACUGAGUCUCGAAUAUGCUCAGAAAUGCUACUUCGCCCAGUCUUCUGCCCCUAAUAUGUCAUCGACCUGCAAGACCUUCAAGACACCCAGCUUGAGCACCAGCUAUGAGAAUGGAACGUGCCCGUUCCCUUCCCACCUAUGUCACGACAACUCAAAGACCGCCGUCCUGGACACAGGUUAUCUCGACUCCCACCAUGAUCUGGGCAUCAACGCAAAGCCUCAAGACCGCUUGAGGUACCGAAGGGUUACGACUUGCACAGUAAUCAAUGAUACCAACUAUAUCACCGGAUGGAACGACAAAGUGGUGAACACCUCGAGCGCCCAGGUUUCUCCGGCCACAGCUUAUGCAAACUUUGGACCGUCGAACUACAAGUACACUAAUUGGACCUACUCGUACUCAAACUUCGCCUCUUUCUUCGACAUGUUUAGCAGUCAAGUGAUACUACCGUAUCAGCUGGACCCUGAGAUGGCCUACGCUCCAGCCGAUCCUCAGUACAGUGUAAGUGAUUUCGAGCCCAUUGAAGGCCUGGCACCGAUCAAGGCCGACCUGGUGCUGCUCUUCCUCAGCUAUACGGGAAUGUAUACUACACAGGUCGAUGAUCCAUGGUUCGCGGCCCAUGAAGAGGCAUUGUUUGAAGGUCCAUAUCCGUAUCUUCAGAGCCGUUUUGCGCGCGACAAGCCAAUCAGCACUUUAGGUUGCACCGAGCAGCACGACUUUUGUACCAGCAACGGCACCUGCACUGGCCUCGGUGGAUUCGAUCAAGUACAAAACGUCGCCGCAUUCAACAAAGCCCUCACACGUCACCAAAAUGUCACAUUCGAUCGAUUGUUACGAGCGACCAGUCUUGCGAGUCUUCAACAAAUUACCAUGAACCUCGGAUUCACCACUAAUCCGCUGCUGGCGAGCAAUGCGACAUAUACUGGCAGUAGUGGCGCCGUAUUGUCCGCUCCGUUGCCGGAGAACCAGUGGAAGCUUGAAUUAGAAUACUGGCACUCUAUCGCAAUGGCGCAUCUGCAAAGGACUGCGUUCGAAUGGGCGACGGGCCAAAUAGCGCCCACGCCACAACGCGUCCAAUACCUGGUACCACCUCAAGAAGAGCCUGAUAUCUGGUUUUGCAACAGCAUGAUCCUCAAGUCAGCCGCCUACCAAUCCUUCAAUCUUGUGGCGAUAAUCUUGAUAGUCAUUUUUGGGACCCUGAUAAUCAUUUUUGGCCUAAACAAGGAAAACUUUACCGUCCUACUCAGCAAAUACCCGAGAAGGCCAAAGAGUGAGCAAAGUUGGGAAGACGAUGACAUGCUUGACCUUGGAAGCCCAUGGGGACCUCGGACUCUACCAAGGCAACACCGCCAGCACGAUCGUUUCAGCCCGGAAAGCCCUUCCACAGAGCCUGAAUUGAUCAAGAAAACACGGGUCCCAAGCAUUCGCAGAGUUUCCUCUCCUACACUCCCACCGGAAGACCGUACAAUGCCCAAAUUGGACCGUCCGUUGGGCACUGUCGACAGUGGAAUUGGCAAGGAAAUGCUACCGCCUCCUAGACCACCUCGAAGCUCGUGGAUAGCCAUCAGUCUGAGCAGGUUUGACGGGUUGUCGCCAGAAAUACCAGGUCAAGUCCCCAACAACAACGAAGUGCGUCCAACCCGAGAGCCAUUGAACGGGCCUCCACCUACUACGCUUGUUUCUGACGCCCCGCCCUCGAACCGACCGCUGAGCCGAUACCUGGGUCCUUGGAUAUGA